AUGCAUCGUCUCCAAGUGCUAAAACUAGAUGACCUACGUGUCUCCAACAUUAGCAACAUGAUGCAAGCUUGGAAGGAAUUCUCAGAAAUCAAGCACUUCUAUUUCCGGUACAAUUAUGUAAACGGAAGUAUUGGAACUUAUGAUUUGAGACGUUUAAGACGGCUGGAGGGAUUGUUCUUGGACAAUUCUACCGUGGAUGGGAACAUUCUACAAAGUAUUGGAGCAUUGACUUCCCUCAAAAUUUUAUCUUUGUCUAGAUGCGGACUCAAUGGCACCCUUCCCUUAGAAGGGUGGUGUGAACUUAAAAACCUUCAAGAACUAGAUCUAAGUUGGAAUGAGUAUGAAGGAAUACUUCCUUCAUGUGUCGCAAACAUGACAUCUCUUAGAUUGAUUGAGCUCUCUGACAACAAGUUCACUGGAAAUAUUGCAUCGUCUCCACUUUCUAAACUAACAUCACUUGAAUCUCUCUCCCUUUCAAGCACAAUCCCUCGCCAAUUUUGUGAGAUGACCAAACUAAGCUUGAUCGACCUUUCUUUUAAUUGGCUCUCGGGUCAAAUCCCGCACUGCUUUGGUAACAUAAAGCUGGAGGUAACCGAGGAGAAGUCUAAAAUGGCUAGACACUUAUUCUAUGCAUUCGGCACAUUGGCAUCUUAUAUGUUAGAAAUGGACUAUCAUGUGCAAUUCGACAAUUAUGAUUUAAUCCAAUUAGCCGAUCUGCCAAUUACAGCGGCAUUCGUGACAAAGAGAAAUUCUUAUUCUUACAAAGGCUACAUCCUCAAUUACAUGUCAGGAAUUGAUCUCUCUUCUAAUAAAUUACAUGGUGAAAUUCCGGAUGCCCUUGGGAACUUAAGUGAGAUCCACUCACUCAACUUAUCCCACAACAAUCUUGUUGGAACAAUUCCAGUAACAUUCUCAAACCUACAUCAAAUUGAGAGCUUAGAUCUCUCCUAUAACAGCUUAAGUGGGAGGAUCCCCACUGGUCUGAUCGAGUUAAAUUUUUUGGCAGUCUUCAGUGUGGCGCAUAACAAUUUAACAGGUAGGAUACCUGAUAAACGUCAGUUUGAAACCUUUAAAGAAGAUAGCUAUCUGGAAAAUCCUCAUCUUUGUGGUCAUCCAUUAUCUGUCGAUUGUACUAGCACUGGAUCAAGACCUGUCCUACCACCUGCUGAUGAUGAAAGUGAGGAGCACGGUUUCAUGGACAUGGAGUACUUCUACAUAAGCUUCAUCGUAUCUUAUGUAUUUGUAGUGCUUUGCAUUGCUAUAGUUCUGUACAUAAAUCCUCACUGGAGAAGAGCAUGGUUCCAUUUCAUUGAGGUUUACAUAAUCCAUUUUAGAAGCCGUAUGUUCUAA
This is a messenger RNA of Fraxinus pennsylvanica, 1350 nucleotides long. NCBI's taxonomy places the organism in Eukaryota, Viridiplantae, Streptophyta, Magnoliopsida, Lamiales, Oleaceae. The record is from the annotation of a GenBank genome assembly.